Messenger RNA from Larimichthys crocea (large yellow croaker), 3938 nucleotides. RefSeq names its product DIS3 like exosome 3'-5' exoribonuclease (gene dis3l). The transcript is spliced from 18 exons. Gene Ontology annotation, biological process: mRNA catabolic process; rRNA catabolic process. Gene Ontology annotation, cellular component: cytoplasmic exosome (RNase complex). The record is from RefSeq and is a predicted model, not a curated record. Bases 152 to 3307 code for a protein of 1051 amino acids. Gene Ontology annotation, molecular function: 3'-5'-RNA exonuclease activity; RNA binding. NCBI's taxonomy places the organism in Eukaryota, Metazoa, Chordata, Actinopteri, Sciaenidae.
GAGGGGGACGUCAUGACGUCAGCGGGCUGCGUGCUUCCCUGUUGUUGAGCGUGAUUGUUUACAAGUUGUCGCUUCCCGCGUUGCUCUCGUAAACACAGCUGGAUUAAACAGCUCGGCUCGGCUCGGCUCGGCUCGUUAAUGCCAACCGAAGAUGAUAAAGACGGAGAAGAUCCUUCACCUGAAGAGCAGCCGGGGCCGGAAGGUCCGCGUGGUCCGAGAACAUUACCUGAGAGAGCGCGUGCCCUGCUGUAGCUGCCUGUGUCAGGCUGCCUGCGACAACGACGGCAAAGUGCUGCCAGGAGAUCUGACCCACUACGUGGUGCCUGACGUCGGAGUGGUGGUGGACUAUCUGGAGAUUUUGGAGUUCAGGGAGCUGCAGGGCGUCGUCUUCACGCAGACCGCCUGCCAGGCCGUGCAGCACAGCAAAGGACGCAGGCAAUACAACCGUCUGCGAAACCUGCUCAAAGACCCUCGACAUGACUGCGUGCUGUUUGCCAACGAGUUUCAAGAGUAUUCCUACUGUCCACGCGAGAAGGGGGAGAGCCAGGAGCAGUGGCAGACCAGGUGUGUGUACUCUGCGGCAGUGUGGUACCAUAACCACCUGGCAGGUAUGAUGGAUAUAGUGAUGAUCACAGAGGACCGGGAUGCCAUCGCUCAGUACGGCAGCCUCAACGCUGGAGUGUACGUCAUCUCCGUGCAGGACUUCUUGAGAGACUUCUGGCCGCAGGUUCAGGCCGCUCACGAGCUGUACAGCUCCAUCUCUCAGGCGCUACAAGAGAAGGAGAGCGAGGCGUCGCAGAAAGAGUACAGCGAACAUCUGCCCGCUGAAGUCCUGGAGGCUGGAAUCAAGUCUGGACGAUACAUCAAGGGCACUCUGAAUAUCAGCAAACACCGACCACAGAACGAAGCUUCAAUCAUGACGGACGGUUUGUCGAACAAGAGUACAGAUCUGAGUCGAGGCGUGUUGGUGGACGGCGGUAAGAAUCGUAACCGAGCCGUGCACGGCGACGUGGUCGUGGUGGAGUUGUUGCCAAAGAGCGAGUGGAGAGGGAAGGUGACGGCUCUGACGGAGGGCCAGGGGGAGGAGAAGGGCGGCGAGGAAAACGAGAGUCAGCCUAUGCCGACAGGCCGUGUUGUGGGGAUCCUGCAGAGGAACUGGAGGGACUACGUGGUAACUUUUCCCCCCAGAGACGGGACUCAAUCCCAGAGCAGGAACUCGCAGCGCAUCCUGGCCGUGCCCUGGGACCGUCGCAUCCCCAAGAUCCGGAUCAGUACUCAGCAGGCCGACGCUCUGCAGGACCACAGAGUGGUGGUGCGCAUCGAUUCGUGGGAAAGCACGUCGCUCUAUCCCAACGGUCACAGCGUGCGGGUGCUGGGUCCGGCCGGAGAGCUCGAGACGGAGGUCCAGACCAUCCUCAUAGAGAACGGCAUCCACGUGGCGCCCUUCUCAGACGCUCAGCUGAGAGAGAUGCCGGUCAACUCUCCAGAGAAGCCGUGGACGAUAGAUCCCGCUCAGGCGGCCGAGCGGCGGGACCUCAGGGAGAGUCACCUGGUGUUCAGCAUCGACCCGCGGGGCUGCGAGGACGUGGACGACACUCUGUCGGUGCGAAGCCUCCCCGGCGGGAAGCUGCUCGAGCUCGGCGUCCACAUCGCGGACGUCACGCACUUUGUCACGGAGGGAUCGCUCACCGACCUGGAAGCUCGUUUGAGAGCUACGACGUAUUACCUGGCCGACCGGCGGUACGACAUGCUGCCUGCUGUCCUCAGCGCAGACCUCUGCUCUCUGCUGGGAGGAGUGGACAGGUACGCCAUGAGCGUGAUGUGGGAGCUCGACGCACACACCCUCGCCGUCAACAAAGUGUGGUACGGCCGCACGAUCAUCCGCUCCUCCUACCAGCUCCACUACGAGCUGGCCCAGGCGCUCCUCAACGGGGAGGAGGCGGAGGUGCCGGAGCUGUCCGAGCUCGGGCCCGAGGAGAAGGACGCUAAGCUGGCUGAGCUCACCCAGGCGCUGGAGAUGCUCACACAUGUCGCCAGACAGCUCCGGGCACAGAGGGACCGAGGAGGAGCGCUGGAGCUGGAAGGGGUGGAGGUUCGUGCCCAGCUGGACGAGCAGAGGAACAUCACCGCCCUGGUGCCCCGACAGCCUCUGGAGGUCCACGAGACCGUGGCGGAGUGCAUGAUUUACGCCAACCACUGGGUGGCCCGCAAGAUCCAGGAGACCUUCCCUCAUCAGGCCCUGCUCAGGCGUCACCCGCCACCACGGCAGGAGUUCUUCAGCCAGCUGGUGGACAGCGCCAAGGCCAGGGGGUUCGCCAUCGACACCAGGACCAACAAGGCUUUAGCUGACUCUCUGGACCAGGCUAUGGACCCACAGGACCCGCUGGUGAACAGGCUGCUGAGGAUGAUGGCCACCGCCGCCAUGUCGCAGGCGCUGUACUUCUCCACCGGUCUCGAGUCGCAGGACCAGUUCUACCAUUACGGUCUCGCCCUCGACCGCUACACCCAUUUCACCUCACCCAUCCGCCGAUACGCCGACAUCGUGGUCCACCGCCUCCUCACGGCCGCCAUCGACCUGGAAAGGGAGGCGGGCCUCGGUAAAACAUUAGCCAACAACAAGGAACUGGAAGAAAUGGCUCAGCACAUCAACAACAAGAACAUGGCGGCUCAGCGGGCUCAGAAGUCGUCCACGGCUUUGUUCCAGUGUCUGUACUUCAAAGAGCGAGACCCGCAGACUGACCCGAGCUGCGUGGCCGAUGCCGUCAUCUACUCCAUCCGAAACAACGGCAUUUUGGUGUUUGUGCCAGAGUACGGCGUGAAGGGGCCGGUGUACAUGAAGAAUCGAGACGGUCAGGUGGUGGCUGCAGGACCGGACGGCAGCUGUGAGUGGCAGAGCGGCUCCGUACGGCAACACUCGGACCACAUCAGCACCACCUCCAGCUGCGGCACCUCCACCUUCCGACUGUUUGACCACAUCACAGUUCGUAUUGCUGUCCACUCGGCGCCUUUCCACGGCGACAGUCUCAACCUGGAGGUCGUCAGCAACAAGCCGCACCGCAGCCCCGAGCCCCAGCAGACGCCCUCGCAGGGCCGCAGCCAGCUGGUCCAGGAGGUGGUCCGCCUGGCCGAGGAGGCGAGCCAGCAGGCCCAGGAGAAGAAGGCGGCUCAGCGGCCCAAACUCUCCAAAGAGGAGAGAGAGUUCAGGCAGAGCAAAACUCCCAACCUGUACUCUCUGCUGGAGGAGGUCCGGGAGCUGGCGCUGAUGGACAUGGACACGGCUGCACAGGUUUGUGCGACGACGGCGUAGACCGAGCCGGAGACGAGGUUUUUAAAUAUCAUGAGCAAAGAAUCACACGAACGUCACGAGAGCAGCGACAGAAGAACUGUUCAGAAAUGUUCGUGGUUAUUUAUUAUCUUCACACUUUGUAUCAUCAAGGACAAACGUUUGAUAAUCAUCGAGGUCUCUGAUGAUUUUAAAUGAGAGAAACUCACUGAUGAUGUUGCACUGAUGUUUUAAAUGUGGUGACACUUCAUGAUACAAAUAAGCAGAAUGCAAAAAUCAAGAUGAACAAACUUUUAACAGCAAAAUAUCAAUAUCAGAGCUGAGCGAUCAAAUAUUUGUUCAUUACAAAUACACAAACUUCUAAUAUAAUAAAGUAUACAGUGUGUGUUCUAAUGAUUGAAGUGCUUGAACAGAAAAGUCGUUUUUAUAAGAAAAUCAUGUUUUUUCAUUUUUUGGAUUUUUUAGUUUAAUUCAUUCCUGCAGCUGUUUCACAUUCAGACUCUGACAGACUCAUUUGAACUCAUGCAACAUGUUUGUUUGUUUGAAGUGUCACCACUGAAUUUAUUUUUGUAAAAUGAUUAUUUUGUUAUUAAACCAUGUGGAUGAAUAUUAAACUCUUGUGUAAGUUUGGAGUUUGUGUCAGAUAUAAUAAUUA